Molecule: messenger RNA, 1704 nt
Organism: Adineta steineri
Lineage: Eukaryota; Metazoa; Rotifera; Eurotatoria; Adinetida; Adinetidae
Source: the annotation of a GenBank genome assembly
AUGGCGAGCAAACGACAGCAUACUACACUUUCUGUGACAAAUACUCAUAGAGAUUUAUUACAAAAACGUUUUAAACAUCAACCAACGAUAUUUGAACGAUUACCUAAUGAGAUUCAUAUUGAAAUAUUUAGUUAUCUACUUCAUGUAGAUAUUGUAUAUGCAUUUUCACAACUCAAUAAUCGUUUUCAAAAUUUAAUUCUUAACCAUUGUCAUACAUUUGAUUUUAAAUCAAUAAAUUCAACAAAAUUCAAAUGUAUUAUUCGACAACAUCAACCAGAACGAUGGCGAUAUUUACGUCUUUCAAAUGAAACUGAAACACCUGGACAAAUAAUAUACUUUUUUCGACAAUCCCCAUUUAAGACAUGUUUACCUCAAUUAAAAAAUUUAUCUCUUACGAAUAUGAAACCCAUUGAUGCGCAAGAAUUAAUACCACAACUUAAAACAUUUACAUAUUUAGUAUCAUUAACAAUUGGAAAUAUAUGUGGUAAAACUAUAUCAUCAUUAGAAUUACCAUCACUUAAAUAUCUUGUUCUUACUUCAUGUAAAAUAACGAAAUGGAUGAAGAAUUUCAAUCAACUCGAAAAACUUGAACAUACGAUUGAAUAUGAUUGUAUACAUGAUCAUAAUUUAAUAUGGCCAAUAUCAUUGAAACAAUUAAAAGUCUCCUAUACACAACAAGGUGAUGGCGAAAUUGUCUAUGCUUCACUUUGUCAUUUAUCACAAUUAGAAAGUCUUACGUUGGAUGAUAAUAUAUGUUCUAGUCUACCACCAGAUGGUCAAAAAUGGGAAAAACUUAUUACGUCAUCAUUAACAUGUUUAAAUGAAUUUCAAUUUUGUUUUAAAUUUUGGAAAGAUUCUAGUUUUAUUGGAGACAUGAAUCGAAUUGUAUCAACAUUUUCAACACCAUUUUAUUUGAAAGAAAAACGAUGGUUUAUUCAAUGUGAUUCUCAUCAUCAACAAUUUAGUGUUGCUCUUCUUUAUUCAUUACCAUUUGCUUUUGAACGUUUUGAAAUUGUUACACAUUCAUUUGAUCAAAGUAUUUCAACGGUAAAUGAUGAUUAUAAAAAGAAUAUAAAUCUAUACGCUAAUGUCAAUACAUUAAUAGUCAAUGUAAAUUGUGAAAAUCUUAAUGAAAAUUUAUUAAAUGGAAAUAUUCAACAUUUAGUUUUAAAAUAUUCUGAUUCACUUAAUAAAUGGAUAUUUUCAAUGACUCAAAUACGUCAAUUAUCAUUAGGUAGUCAAAUAGAUAUGUCAUCGAAAGAAUUUGCUUGUUUACUAAAAAAUACACCGUAUCUACAAUCAUUGAACGCAUCGUAUCAUACACUAAAUUAUUUAACAACUGAUUGGCAGAAUAAAGUAAUUUGUCGUCUAUUAUCGUGCAAGAUUCUAUCAUUAAAUUUAUGUUUCGAUGAAUAUUUAUCACCUCAUACUCAAAAUUAUGUUAAUGUCUAUGAAGUUCUUUCUAUUGUUCGUGUUUUUGGUAAACGAUGUCAACAUCUAACAGUAUCUGUAUAUAACCGAAAUGUUGUCGCUGGUUUGAUACUUCGAACUAUGAAACAUUUACAUAGUUUAAAAGUUUAUUUGAAAGAACAUGAUGAUUUAAAAAUUAACAAAGAAUGGUUAAAAACACAAAAUAUAACAUUCGAUUGUUUUAUAAAUGUAAACAAUAAUGAAUAUACUUUUUGGUUUAAUAAUCGACAUUAA